This is a messenger RNA of Papaver somniferum (opium poppy), 1488 nucleotides long. RefSeq lists its product as uncharacterized. NCBI's taxonomy places the organism in Eukaryota, Viridiplantae, Streptophyta, Magnoliopsida, Ranunculales, Papaveraceae. The transcript is spliced from 2 exons. Bases 1 to 1488 code for a protein of 495 amino acids. The record is from RefSeq and is a predicted model, not a curated record. Gene Ontology annotation, molecular function: RNA-DNA hybrid ribonuclease activity; nucleic acid binding.
AUGACGGCAAUCUUCCACGACAUGAUGCAUAAACAAGUACAAGACUACGUAGAUGAUAUUGUGGUCAAGUCAAGAGCUCGAGCAGACCACACUGGAGUCUUACGUCAAGUGUUCGAGAGGUGUCUAGAAUACAAAUUGAAGAUGAACCCUUUGAAAUGCGCUUUCGGUGUCUCUUCGGGCAAAUUUAUGGGAUUCCACGUAACUGCAGAAGGGAUCAAGCUUGUUGCCUCAUUCACCCCCUUGCUGAAGAAGGGAUCAGGCUUCGUUUGGACCGCAGCUCAACAGGAAGCAUUCGGAAAGAUUCAACGAAUACUAUCAUCCCCAGCCAUCAUGAAGUCUCUCGUCCAAGUGAAGCCUCUUUGUCUCUACACCGCCUUCAGUGACACCGCCGUCGGGGCCUUGCUCGCUCGAGAAGACGAUGAGGGAAUCGAACGUCCCAUAUACUACUUCAUUCGAAUACUAAGAGAUGCUGAACUCAGAUAUCCCAAGACGGAGAAAGCAUGUUUAGAUAUAAUUUAUUCCAUUCAGAAGUUUAGACAUUACCUGUUGUCCAACAAGGUGGUACUCAUAUCUAAAUCUGACCCUGCGAAGUUCUUACUUUCAAAACCGGUCCUGAUGGGAAGGACGGCCAAGUGUCUUCUCCAAAUGUCAGAGUUAGACAUAACGUGUGCAUCACUGAGAGUUAUCAAGGGGAAAUCAGUCGCAGACUUACUAGCAGCAUUCCCUGGGGAAGGCACUACGGGACUACACGAGGAUCUUCCUGGAGAAUUUCCAGACAUCUCCGUUGUCGAGGAAGAAGUGUGGUUAUUGUAUUUUGAUGGCUCCGCCACUCCUAGAAAUAACACCGGAGGAGCGGGCGUGGUCUUAGUAUCCCCAAAUGGGGAAGUAUUCUCACACUCCUUCAAGAUGGACUUCCAAUGCACCCACAACUCAGCGGAGUAUGAAGCCUUCCUCAUAAGGUUGUCAAUAGCCAAGCAAGCAGGAGUCACACGUCUGGGGAUAAGAGGUGACUCCAAGUUACUGGUGAACCAGGUGAAUGGAGUAUACGUAUUGAAGGAAUUAACACUAGCUCCAUACCGGUCAGAAGCACAAAGGUUACUAAACUACUUUUCCGAUGCAACCAUAAUCCAUGUUGGUCGCAUCAACAACAAACACGCCGAUUUUCUAGCCACGCUGGCGUCCAAAUUGAAGUUCGAAGGUUUAGAAGAAACCCUGACAGUAAAGAGGAUAACCAUAGUAUCAAAAUGGCUGUCACAAUACAAAGAAACCAAGAUUUGCGAUUGGCGAACUCCGAUCAUUCAGGAGCUCAGCAGCUCACUUUCCCAAGGAAAGGUCAUUCUCAAAACCCUGCAAAACUUCGUCAUGCUUCAUGGUAUGUUAUAUCAUCGAAACCCGGAUGGUCCCCAUCGAGAUGUCUUGGGGAUGAUGAAGCACAACUACAGCUUAAUCGCGUUCAUAAUGAAAUUUGUGGACAAUCACUGGUAUUAA